CUGGGGGAUGAAGCCGAUGCAGAGGUUGCUGCAGCUGCCGGUGACGGCCGCUGGGCUGCUGAAGCCGCUGGGGCAGGAGGAGAGCCGGAGCCCAGUGCUGAGUCCCGAGGGCGGCCAGCAGACCUGGUACAGCGCGGUGCAGCCCGACGAGCUGAGGCUGCUGAGGACCUCACCGGAGCCUGAGCACCAGGGUGGUGACACGGCUGAAACAGGUCCCACAACACCCGUCCGACACGAUGACCUGAAGGAGAUGCUGGACAGUAAUAAGGACUCGUUGAAGCUGGAGGCGAUGAAGAGGAUUGUAGCAAUGAUCGCCAGAGGGAAGAAUGCCUCCGAGCUCUUCCCAGCAGUGGUGAAGAACGUUGCCUGCAAAAAUAUCGAGGUGAAGAAGUUGGUUUACGUUUACCUUGUUCGAUAUGCAGAAGAACAGCAGGACCUGGCCCUGCUCUCCAUCAGCACCUUCCAGAGAGGGUUAAAGGACCCGAACCAGCUGAUACGGGCCAGCGCUCUCCGUGUCCUCUCCAGCAUCCGCGUCACCAUCAUCGUUCCCAUUAUGAUGCUAGCCAUCAAGGAAGCUGCCUCGGACAUGUCUCCCUACGUCAGGAAGACUGCUGCUCAUGCCAUCCCGAAGCUCUACAGUCUGGACCAGGAUCAGAAGGACCAGUUGAUUGAGGUGAUCGAGAAGUUGCUGGCUGACAAAACGACGCUGGUCGCUGGGAGUGUGGUGAUGGCUUUCGAAGAGGUGUGUCCCGAGCGCAUUGACCUGAUCCACAAGAACUACCGGAAGCUGUGCAACCUGCUGAUCGACGUGGAGGAGUGGGGUCAAGUGGUCAUCAUCAACAUGCUCACUCGAUACGCCCGGACGCAAUUCCUCAACCCCAACCACAACGAGACCUUACUGGAAGACAACCCAGAGAAAGCCUUUUACGGCUCAGAUGAGGAAGAUUCCAAGCAGGAGCAAGUAGAUUCGGCUGUGCUUCCCAAGCGGAAACCGUACGUGAUGGACCCUGACCAUCGCCUGCUCCUCCGGAACACCAAACCCCUCCUCCAGAGCCGAAAUGCUGCGGUGGUGAUGGCCGUGGCCCAGCUCUACUUCCACCUGGCACCCAAGGCAGAGGUCGGAGUCAUCGCCAAGGCCCUGGUCCGCCUGCUGCGCAGCCACAGUGAGGUGCAGUUCGUGGUCCUGCAGAACGUUGCCUCCAUGUCGAUCAAACGCCGGGGAAUGUUUGAGCCUCAUCUGAAGAGCUUCUACAUCAGGUCCACGGACCCUACCCAGAUUAAGGUGCUGAAGUUGGAGGUCCUGACUAACCUGGCCAGUGAGACAAACAUAUCCACAAUUCUCCGGGAAUUCCAGACAUACAUCAAGAGCCAGGACAAGGACUUUGUGGCUGCCACCAUUCAGGCUAUUGGUCGCUGUGCCACCAACAUCGACGAGGUCCAGGACACUUGCCUGAAUGGCCUGGUCCAACUGCUCUCCAAUAGAGACGAGCUGGUGGUGGCCGAGUCCGUGGUUGUCAUUAAGAAACUGUUGCAGAUGCAGCCUGCUCAGCACAGUGACAUCAUCAGGCACAUGGCAAAGCUCAUCGACAACAUCAUGGUUCCAAUGGCAAGGGCCAGCAUCCUUUGGCUGAUCGGAGAGUAUUGCGAGCACGUGCCCAAGAUAGCACCUGACGUCCUGCGGAAAAUGGCCAAGUCCUUCACAAGCGAGGAGGACAUUGUGAAGCUGCAGAUCAUUAACCUGGCUGCCAAGCUCUACCUCACCAAUUCCAAACAGACCAAACUGCUGACCCAGUACGUUCUAAACCUGGCCAAGUACGACCAGAACUAUGACAUCCGUGACCGAGCUCGCUUCAUCCGCCAGCUCAUUGUUCCCACAGAGAAGAGCGGGGUGUUGAACAAGUACGCCAAGAAGUUGUUCCUGGCCCAGAAGCCGGCUCCGGUGCUCGAGUCUUCCUUCAAAGAUCGGGACCACUUCCAGCUCGGAUCACUGUCCCACCUGCUCAACAGCAAAGCCAGCGGAUACCAGGAGCUCCCUGAUUGGCCGGAAGCAGCCCCCGACCCUUCAGUCCGCAACGUUGAGGUUCCAGAAUGGACCAAGCCCAGCGGCCGAGAGAAAAGGAAGGAAAAAGUGGAGAAACCAUUCUACUCGGAGUCGGAGGGAGAGUCUGAACCCACCGAGUCAGCGGACAGUGAGUCUCCCAGCACCAGCGAGUCGGAAAGCAUGAGUGAAAUUGAAAGUGAGAGUGCCUCAGGGAGCGGCGAAGAGAGCGACGAGGAGGCCAAGUCAGAUAAGCAGAAGAAGAAGAAAGCACAGAAGGAGAAGAGCAAGCAGAAAGAUGAAAGCGAGGACAGCGGGCAGAGUGAGGGGGAAGAGAAGGCCAAGAAGCAGAAAGUGGAGGCGUCGAGCUCCUCGUCACCCUCCUCCUCCGAGGACAGCUCCUCCGAAAACAGCUCCUCCGAGUCGGAGCCAGAGGAAAACUCGGAAUCGGACACUGGGAAAAAACACAAGGCAAAGACUCCUCCUCCCAAAUCACCCUCUGAAGCACUCAAGGCUAAAGAGAAGGAAAUCUCCCUCCUUGACCUCGACGAUUUCAGCGGACCCUCGGUCCUCCCAACCACCCCGUCACCCAACACGUUCUCCAAGAGUCUCAACCUGGAUCUGCAGGGACUAAACUUGUCCAACUCCUCCCUACCAUCCGAGGUGUCGAGUCCUUCGCUCGGCAAGGUGAAGACGUACGAGCUGCUGCACCGGCUGACGGGAGAGGGGCUGUCGGUGCGGUACCACUUCACCAGGAGACCCUUCAGUCCCGACCAGGCCAUGGUCUCCGUCCAGAUGCAGUUCACCAACAACUCCGAAAUGGAAAUCCGACACCUCCGCAUCAAUGAACCCAAGCUGCACUCGGGAAUGAGGAUGCACGGAUUCAAGGAGAUCGAUGUCCUCCCGCCUGGUGACGUUGCCUUGGAAACAAUGGGCAUUGACUUCUGCGAUUCCACGCAAGCAGCCAACUUCCAGCUGUGCUCCCAGACCAGGCAGUUCUACAUGUCCAUCCAGCCGCCCGUGGGAGAGCUGAUGAUGCCCGUCUUCAUGACCGAGAACUCGUUCAAGAAGGAGCAAGAACAACUGUUAAACACCAGCACUGGAAAACUGUUGGGAAUGAAUGAAAUCAACGAGAAACUGACCCUUGCAGAGCAGUGUCAGAGUGACCAAGCCAUCGUGCAGCGGGUGAUGUCGACUGCUAACCUCGGGCGGGUACCCUGUGGUCAGAGCAACGAAUACCGGUUUGCCGCUCGGACUGUGAGCGGUGGUGCAUUGGUCCUCGUUACCCUGGUAACCAAGGAUGGCAGCACUGCUCAACUGACUGUGAACUGUGAGAAGAUGGUGAUUGGUACAAUGAUGGCGAAGGACAUAAUGGAAGCACUAACCCAGUGACGGGCGCCACCAACCCCUCGAUGCUGCUUGACCUGCUGAGUGUUUCCAGCAUUCUCUGCUUCUCGUCCUGAUUUCACUUUUGACUUGUGAGGAGAUCCCAAUAAAGGUGUGACCUCCAGCCCUGGCGCCACCGUCUCUUGAAGGAAACGUACAGCAAAAUUUUGAUAAUCUACCACCCAACAAUUCAGAAAUUCUGAUGGUUCGGCUUUUGGCUCACCGGGUGCGGGUUCUCUCUUCCACUCACCGGCCUCCCAUUCUCCCUUUCGCUCACCGGAGCCCCAGUUCCGACCCUCCCUUCCUUAGGGUCCUAGAUCCCACACUCCCUUAGAACUCACCUUGCCCUGUUUCCCAUGCUCUGUUAAAACUCACCUGGUCCUGUUUCUCACACUCCACUUAAGCUCUCUGGAUUCAUUGGAAAAUGUAUUAUUCUACUGUUUAACAUCUAAAAAAAAGUGAAUUAAAAGUGUGUUGGAGGAUUAAUAUUCUAUAACAUCCAAUAGUCUGGAAAAUCUGCUUGUCCAGCACCACCAAAGACCCAAGAGUGCUGGAUUAUUGGAGUUUUAAUGUAGAAUAUUCUCACCUGCUUAGCAGUGCAUCCAAUGGAGGGGCACAGUCUUGGAGUUAUACAGCAGUGAAGCAGAGUUAUAUAGCACAGGAACAGGCCCUUUGGCCCAACUCGUCCAUGCUGACCAAGUUGCCUACCUGAACUAGCCCUAUUUGCCGGCAUCUGGUCCCUAUCCCUCUAAACCUUUCCUAUGUGGAUUGGAUGAAACUUCUGCAUUUCCCCACAAGGAAAGCUGCUAUGUGAGGGAAGUUAGAUCUAUUCCACCCCCUUCGCCACAGAUGUCCUCACCUCGACCUGGAUAUUCAGGUUAGCUGCACAAUUCCCCCUCCCCCUUUGCAUUGGCCUGUGAACCUGCUUAGAGUCUGUUCCAGAUUAAUGUUAGGUUGCCCUCUCUCUAUCAGCUGCCCUGAUUGGGUGAGCAAAUGGUUCCUCUGUCUCCCCCUCACCUGUUCAGAGAAAUUCCUCCCUUAAAAUAUGCCCCGCUGCCCAGUCCCCAACAGAACUAAAAAUAAACACAGAAGCUGCUGGAAAUACUCAGUGGGUCGGGCAGCAUCUGUGGAGAGAAGACUUGGAAAAGCUAGAGGUGUAGCAAGUUUUGAACAAGGACGGGGGUGGGGGGGGAGAAGGAAGAUCAGAAGGGAAGGUGGGAAACAGGAUAACAGCAGAUAAUAGUGUAGAGUGGGGACGGUGGUAAUGGAGCAAGAAACAAAAGAAGGGUUUAGAGGAGGUGAUAUUGGUGUAGCAGGAACAUUACCAGUAGCUGCUGUCUGAAAAAUGUGGGACACAGAAUAAGAGCUGAAAUCGUUGGGCAGUUCCUGGAGGCUGCAGUGUGAGUAAGCAAGUGGACGUUCUGUUCCCCGAAUUCCCAAUUAGCUUCUUUGGAAUAACCAGAGAGGAAGAUGAUGGAGAUCAGAAGUGGGUUGGAGAAUUGAACUGACAUGUGGCUGGAAACCUGCGAGAUUUUUCUCUCGAAAUCUCGGUGGGAGAUUGCCAGAAUGGUCAUGUUACCUUGCCCGAUUCGAAUAUGCUUUGAGCACAGUUGUUGGGGCAGGAGUGGUAAUACUGAGGGAAAGAAUGUUUGGUCACAUGCAGGAGUGAGUUACUGUCUGUGGAAAGUGAUAUGUGAGCAGGUAUGCAGAAUUGAAGAGCUCAUUGUUCUCUGCUGUGACAUACCCACUGUGUGUUACCUACACCGGUGGCAGUGGUGUUGUUCACAGGGUGUGCAUGUGGUCCAGUGACGUACCCACUGCGUAUUACCUACGCCGGUGGCAGUGGUGGUGUUCACAGGGUGUGUACGUGGUCCAGUGACGUACCCGCUGUGUAUUACCUACACUGGUGGCAGUGGUAUUCACAGGGUGUGCACGUGGUCCAGUGACGUACCCACUGUGUAUUACCCACGCUGGUGGCAGUGGUGUUGUUCACAGGGUGUGCACGUGGUCCAGUGACAUACCCACUGCGUACUACCUACGCCAGUGGCAGUGGUGUUGUUUACAGGGUGUGCACGUGGUCCAGUGGAUGUGAAGCUCUUGCAGUGUUAUUUAGUGACCAAGAAAAGGGAAUUGCAUAUUAGUCAAAAGAGCUGAAUUUACCACCCUUCCUGAGAUACAAAGUGCAUGUCACACCAGGCUCCAAAGAACGUCCUCAGCGAAAGGAUCAAAUGAAACCCCACAGUAUAGGUAACGUCACCAUACACUUGGUAAUGAAAUCCUGAAUCCUCAGUUGCUACGGGUAAGAGAGAGAGAGAGAGGCCCUGUUCUUGAUGCAGUUCACUUUAAUAAUAGCUAAUUUCUGUUGCUUUGCUGAGUGUUGUCCUUCCAAUGUCCAUCUUUGGUUGUGCAGUAUUACCUCGCUUGUUUACACGACUGCUUUGGCAGAUUAAUUUAUUGUACAAAAACCUCAAUUAAAAUCUGGUA
Pristis pectinata (smalltooth sawfish) is the source of this 5908-nucleotide messenger RNA. RefSeq names its product AP-3 complex subunit beta-2. The transcript is spliced from 29 exons. Gene Ontology annotation, cellular component: membrane coat; AP-3 adaptor complex. Lineage: Eukaryota; Metazoa; Chordata; Chondrichthyes; Rhinopristiformes; Pristidae. The record is from RefSeq and is a predicted model, not a curated record. Gene Ontology annotation, biological process: intracellular protein transport; anterograde synaptic vesicle transport; vesicle-mediated transport. The coding region runs from base 8 to 3430 and encodes 1140 amino acids.